Messenger RNA from Cygnus olor (mute swan), 2126 nucleotides. It is a transcript of the gene DUS3L, whose product is annotated as dihydrouridine synthase 3 like. Bases 35 to 2008 code for a protein of 657 amino acids. The record is from RefSeq and is a predicted model, not a curated record. Gene Ontology annotation, molecular function: tRNA dihydrouridine synthase activity; RNA binding; flavin adenine dinucleotide binding. Lineage: Eukaryota; Metazoa; Chordata; Aves; Anseriformes; Anatidae. Gene Ontology annotation, biological process: tRNA processing. The transcript has 13 exons.
CGUGACGCACGUCAUCGCUGCGUCCGGCAACAAGAUGGCGGCGGCGGCAGGGGUGGCUCCGGUCCAGGCGCGCUUCGUCGCCUCCAAGGAGCAGUUCCACGCCUACCUGAGGGCCAGCGGCAAGCAUGGAGACGGAGAGGCUGAGGACGAGGAGGAGGAGGAGGAAGAGGCUGGCAGCGAGCAGAGCGAACCCCCUGCGAAACGAGGGAGGCUGAGCGAGCACGGCCUGGGUGCAGAGAGCCAAGAGGGCGCUGGGGAAGGGGAGGAGGUGCCCGCGGAGAGGAAGCGAGCCCGGGGGCAGAACAAGAGCAGGCCAUGCAUGAAGCCGAACCACUACGAGAAGAGCAGGCUGUGCCCAUCAGUAAUGCAGGGCUGUGCAGACAAGUGCUUCUUUGGCCCACGGUGCCGCUUCCUUCAUGACAUCAGUGAAUACAUGGCCACGAAGCCGGCUGACCUAGGGCACAGCUGCGUGCUCUUUGAAACCUUUGGCAAGUGCGUUUAUGGCGUCACCUGCCGUUUUGCCAAGGCCCACCUCGGGGAUGGCUACCAAAACAUCAUCAACACAGACCUGACCAAGCAGUGGGAGGGGAAGUCACUGGUGAGAAACAACCUCUCCAAGGACCUCCAGCAACAGCUGCGCAAGAAGAAAUUUAGCUUCAAGAAGGCUGAUGAGUACCUCCGCAGUCUGGCCAAGCCCCACAACAACGGUGGGAAGGGAGGCAAAGCCCUGGGGUGCUCUGCAGAGGAUCAAGAGGUGUCCAACUGCACAACGCCCCAGGAAGGCCUGGGAGACACCUCAGAAUGUCUGGUGCUACCAGAGGAGGGAGGAGAUCACAAACCAGCUGCCUUGCAGAAUCCCGUCCCCACAGAGGGUGAGGGGGGAUGUCCCAUCAAAACAGCUGGCUUGGUGACAGAUGAAGACGUUGUAAAGCUGCGGCCAUGUGAGAAGAAGAAGUUGGAAAUCCAAGGCAAGCUCUACUUGGCUCCAUUGACCACGUGCGGUAACCUCCCUUUCCGAAGGAUAUGCAAACGCUUUGGGGCAGACGUCACCUGUGGAGAGAUGGCUGUGUGCACAAACCUGCUUCAGGGCCAGUCCUCUGAGUGGGCUCUCCUCAAACGGCACCACACUGAAGACGUUUUUGGGGUGCAGCUGGAGGGAGCGUUUCCGGACACAAUGACCAAAUGUGCAGAGCUCCUGAACCAGACAAUUGAUGUGGACUUUGUGGACAUCAAUGUUGGGUGUCCCAUUGACCUGGUCUACAAGAAGGGAGGAGGCUGUGCUCUGAUGACUCGGACCAACAAGUUUGAACAGAUUGUUCGAGGGAUGAACUUGGUGCUGGACGUCCCGCUGACCGUGAAGAUACGGACAGGGGUGCAAGAAAAGAUUAAUGUGGCUCAUAAAAUAAUCCCCAAGCUCCGGGAGUGGGGAGCAUCCAUGGUGACGCUUCAUGGCCGGUCCAGGGAACAGCGGUACACAAGGGUUGCUGACUGGGACUACAUAGCAGAAUGUGCUAAAAUAGCAAGCCCCAUGCCUCUUUUUGGAAACGGUGAUAUUUUGUCUUUUGAAGAUGCUAAUCAAGCCACGCAGAUGGGUGUUUCAGGAAUUAUGAUUGCAAGAGGAGCGCUCAUCAAACCAUGGCUUUUCACUGAAAUUAAGGAACAGAGACACUGGGAUAUUUCCUCCAGUGAGAGAUUUGAUAUCCUUAAAGACUUCACCAACUAUGGCCUUGAGCACUGGGGAUCAGAUACUCAGGGAGUUGAAAAGACCAGGAAGUUCCUGCUGGAAUGGCUCUCAUUUCUGUGCAGGUAUAUUCCAGUUGGAUUAUUAGAACACCUACCUCAGAAAAUCAACGAGCGGCCACCUUACUACAUUGGGAGAGACUAUCUGGAGACGCUGAUGGCAAGCCAAAAUGUGGAUGAUUGGAUUAAGAUCAGUGAGCUGCUUCUGGGACGUGUACCUACCAACUUCACCUUCCUGCCUAAACACAAGGCAAAUUCCUACAGAUAGGACUGAUGAGGCAGUUUCCUAUGGCAUCAAGUCAAGGGAAGGCAUUAACGUGGUGUGUGUUGCAGAGCAGGUUGCUCAGCUACGCAAAGAAAUGAAAUAAAGUUUUAUGUUUUUAGAA